AUGCAGACUGCUUCUACAAACAUUUGUGAAAGACUGUGCAAUAAGUACAUCUAUGAAAUUUCCUUGCUACUAAAUAUUCCACAGUCACCUGUUAGCGGUAUUAUAACAAAGUGGAAGCAACUGGGAACAACAUUAACUCAGCCACAAAGUGGUAGGCCACAUAAAAUGACAGAGCGGGGUCAGCUCAUGGUGAGGCGCACAGUGCGCAGAGAUCGCAAACUGUCUGCAGAGUCAAUAGCUAAAGAUCUCCAAACUUCGUAUGGCGUUCAGAUUAGCACAACAGUGCAUAGAGAGCUUCAUGAAAUGGGUUUCCAUGGCCGAGCAGCUGCAUCCAAGCCUUACAUCAAGAAGUGAAAUGCAAAGCGUCAGAUGCAGUGGCGUAAAGCACGCUGCCACUGGACUCUAG
Molecule: messenger RNA, 406 nt
Organism: Staurois parvus
Lineage: Eukaryota; Metazoa; Chordata; Amphibia; Anura; Ranidae
Source: the annotation of a GenBank genome assembly